UCUAGUUAGCUGCUGAUAUUUUCGACAGAUGUCAAAUUAUUAUACCAACUUGUGAAUCAAGUUUCUAUCAUUCUGGUUUUGAUUCUCGGCCUGUAAUCAUCAAAAUUCUUUGGUCGUCCUAAGUUAUUUCUUUGUUUGGUUCAAAAACAUUAAGUAAACAUCAUGUGUUGCGGACCCCUUGGAUUCUGCGGACCCUGUAGCCCUUGCGGCGGUCCUUGCGGACCUUGUGGACCCUGUGGUCCUUGCGGUUCCUGCUGUGCUCCUUGUGGAUCUUGUUGUGGACCUUGCGGCCCUUGCGGUCCCUGCUGCGGGGGUUGUGGACCAUGCGGCCCUUGUGGACCUUGUGGACCUUGUGGACCUUGCUGUGGGCCCUGUUGCGGACCUUGUGGACCUUGCGCGCCCUGCUGUGGGCCCUGUUGUGGACCUUGCGCGCCCUGCUGUGGGCCCUGUGGACCUCGUUGUUGUCCUUGCGGACCCUGCGGUCCUUGCUGUGGCCCUAUGGAAAAACGAAACGGCCUUCAGCGGUGCUGCCCGUUCUAGCUGUGAUUCCUGAAUAAGCAACAAAUUAUUGACAAAUAAAGGGGAACUAUGAAAACAAUCAAA
Drosophila teissieri is the source of this 603-nucleotide messenger RNA. RefSeq names its product male-specific sperm protein Mst84Dd-like. The coding region runs from base 163 to 540 and encodes 125 amino acids. NCBI's taxonomy places the organism in Eukaryota, Metazoa, Arthropoda, Insecta, Diptera, Drosophilidae. The record is from RefSeq and is a predicted model, not a curated record. The transcript is spliced from 3 exons.